GGCCAGGCGGCAUGCUGCGCUGGGGGCUCGCUCUGCGCCCGCGGGGGGGGACGCGGACCCCGGGGGGGGUCCCGGGGGGGUCCCCGGGCCGCCCCUUCCGCACCGCCGCCCCCCUCUGCUCCGACAUCUUCCGCGAGCUGGGACAGAGCCUGGAGCGCCUGGGGCAGACUCUGAAGGCUCAAGUGCCGGCGUUGGGGGGUACGGAGGGGGGCUGGACCCCCCCGGGGACCCCCCCGGGCCCCCGGCCCCCCGAGGAAGCCGACGUGGUGGUGUGGGUGGGGGGCGGCGUGGUGGGCUGGUCGGUGGCCUACUGGCUGAAGGCGCUGGAGGGCCGGCGGCACGGCAUGAGGGUGCUGGUGGUGGAGCGGGACCCCACGUAUUCCCAAGCUUCCACGGUGCUGUCGGUGGGGGGGAUCCGGCAGCAGUUUUCCCUCCCGGAAAAUAUCCAGAUGUCCCGCUACUCCGCCAGCUUCCUCCGCGACAUCAACGAGCACCUCGGGGUCCCCAGCGAGCCCCCCAUCGACAUCCAGUUCCAGCCUUCGGGGUACCUCUUCCUCGCCCCCCCGCAGGGCGCUGCCACGCUGGAGGCCACCGUCCAGCUCCAAAGGGAGGAAGGGGCGCAGGUGGCCCUGCUGUCCCCCACCCAGCUGAAGGCAAAAUUCCCCUGGAUAGACACGGAGGAGGUGGCCCUGGCGUCUUACGGUCUGGAGGAUGAAGGCUGGUUCGACCCCUGGACCCUCCUCAACGCUUUCCGGCGCAAAGCCAUAUCCCUGGGGGUCCAGAGCUGCUCCGGGGAGGUGCGAGGUUUCAUCACCUCGGCUUCGGACACGAUGCCACCGCAGGGACCGACGCCGCUCACCGCCCGCAUCAAAUACGUCCACAUCCACGUGCCGGACAGCCUGGAGUACCAACCGGUCGCCUGCGCCAUCGUGGUCAACGCCGCCGGCGCCUGGGCCGGGCAGCUGCUGGAGAGGGCCGGGCUGCCGGGGGGGCUGUGCCCCCCCCUGCCCAUCCAACCCAGGAAGAGGUAUGUGUACUCCUGGCACUGCCCCGACGGCCCCGGCUUCUCCUGCCCCUUCCUCAUCGACACCACCGGCGCUUAUUUUCGCCGCGACGGCAUCGCCGGCAACUACCUGGGUGGCAUGAGCCCCCCCGAGGAGGAAGAGCCGGAUCCGGGCGAUCUCUCGGUGGAUCACGAUUAUUUCCAGGAGCAAGUCUGGCCCAAGCUGGCUCGUCGCGUCCCGGCUUUCUCAUCCCUCCGUCUCCGGAGUUCUUGGGCGGGCUACUACGACCACAACGCCUUCGACCGCAACGGGGUGCUGGGGCCUCACCCCAACUUAGAAAAUCUCUUUUUAGCUGCCGGUUUCAGUGGCCACGGGCUACAGCACGCACCCGCCGCCGGCCGGGCGGUGGCCGAGCUGGUGGUGAAGGGCCGGUACGAGAGCUUGGACCUGCGGAGGUUGGGGUGUAGGAGGCUGGUGGAGGGGGAACCGCUGGAGGAGGACGGGGUGGUGUGAUGGGGGGGGACGGGG
Molecule: messenger RNA, 1532 nt
Organism: Chroicocephalus ridibundus (black-headed gull)
Lineage: Eukaryota; Metazoa; Chordata; Aves; Charadriiformes; Laridae
Gene: FOXRED1
Product: FAD dependent oxidoreductase domain containing 1
Biological process (GO): mitochondrial respiratory chain complex I assembly
Cellular component (GO): cytoplasm
Molecular function (GO): oxidoreductase activity
Source: RefSeq, a predicted model, not a curated record